Molecule: messenger RNA, 2227 nt
Organism: Drosophila innubila
Lineage: Eukaryota; Metazoa; Arthropoda; Insecta; Diptera; Drosophilidae
Gene: Drat
Product: quinone oxidoreductase
Exons: 3
Coding region: 256-1548 (430 amino acids)
Molecular function (GO): oxidoreductase activity
Source: RefSeq, a predicted model, not a curated record
AUUUAGCUUUUUAGAGCGCGCGUCGUCUCAGGAAAAUUUCAGUUGUUCUUUGGAAGUGCGCUCGACAAGUUCAGUACUGGAAAGAGUGGCAACAAAUCAUAAAGAAAAAUCUCUUGCGCACUGUAAAAGAAACAGUGAAAGUGUUUAAAAAAACUUACCCAGUAAUUGUUGACAUAUCAAUAAAGCUUAAAUGUGCUUCAUGUUUAAUUAACUUUAUUACAUAAAAGUGAAAUCAAGAGAAACAAAUAAUUAAAAAUGCCGGUCGAUAUUUGCAGUCAACAGCACAAUCUGAUAGGUCCAAUAAGCGGAACAUCAGAUACCUCCUCUUUGUCGCUUAAAACAUUAUCCUUGGCAUCUGCUUUGCCCCCGACCGAUCCCGAGCAUACAAACAGUGCAUACAACAUGAAUAAGCUGUGCCGACAGGUGUCAAUUGAAUCACCCGGACCGGGUGUAAAGAACUGUGUUUUUAACUUCUUUGUGCCCAUUGAGGAUACACCGGCACAUGGCGCCCGCAUCAAGAUUGUGUGCGCUGGUGCCUGUUAUCGUCGUAGGGAUCGCUCCAAUUCGAUAACCAGCGUGUCGUCAGUGUCAUCCGAAUUGAGUGACUACUGUCCGUCGGUGACGUCGAUGUCAUCGCCCGCUCAUCAGGGCAUCCGGGAGGGUUCAUUCUUUCCGGGCUUCGAAGUGGCCGGCGUAAUUGAAUCAUUGGGUUCGGAGAUCACAGAGGCCAACAACUGUGGCCUACAUAUUGGACAGCGUGUCAUUGUAUAUCCAUUCGAUGAGACUCCUGCCGGUUAUGCAGAGCUGCUGGUGGUGCCGGAUCUAAAGCAUAUCGUACCGAUACCAGAUACUCUACCCAUGGAGGAGGCCGCAAUGUUGCCAACUGGCGCCUUGCUGGCCAUGAAUGCCGUCUUUAAGGCACAGUCGGUGGUGACGGAGAUCCUCAGUCAACGUGCGGCCACAGAUCCCAAUAAGAAAUGCAAGAUUCUGAUAGUAGGCACUGGAGGAUUGGCCCUUUGGGCAGUACGAACUGCAUCCUAUCACUUCGCAUCGACUGGUGCGCAUAAUGUUGAUAUUACAGUGGCCAGCCUCCGGGAUGAGGGAUUCCGUCUAGCUACAGAGAUCAAAAAUGUCAGCGUUGUGCAAUGGAACGAGUGUCUAUAUGAGCCACAGCUCAUUGAGCGCACCAAGGAUGUGUGUGGAGGAGCCGUUGAUGUGGUCAUUGAUUUUGGCACAACAUCCAGAAGUCUGCAUCGUUCCAUGCACUGUCUCUCCAAGGGCGGUGUGGUCCUGAUCAGCGAGGAGGUUGCCGAAAAACUGCUGCCAAAAUUCUCACGACUCUCCAAUGAGUAUCAGCAGGAGAUCAUACCAAUUUCAAAUGGCACACCCGAGCAGUUGGCCGAAUUGGUGCAAUUGGUGGCUGAUAAAAAGAUUGAGCCACCGCCGUAUUCGGUAUUUCCGUGCGAACAGGCCGCCGAAGUCAUACAGAAGCUGUGCAAUUCCGAGAUUCCCGGACGCGCCAUUCUACGCUUCCACGAAAUUGAAUAGAUCGAAUUAUGCAAGCAAGCAUCUCUAUCAAAGCAUUAACUCAUCUUAAAUAUAGAUAUAUGUAUAUCUGUUAGUUUUUACUCAAGAGAACCUACACACAAAACACUUGGCUCCCUUCCUCUAUUGAAGCGGAUCAGCGGAUCAGGAUCAGGAUCACUCCUACGGGAACCACAAUAGUUAAACCCUUCCUGCUCCCUUCAAAAUAUGUAACAUUUAUGUGCUUAAUAUUUGCAGUAGACGUUACUUUUUGAACUUUGAGUUUUGGUCAUCGAUUUGACCAGUGAUUUAAUUUCCUUAAUUUUGUAAUUAUUAAGCAUCUUUAGUAUUAUGUAUGUAUUUUUUGUAUACGUAUGAAUUGUGAUUAAUUUUUAAUUUAAGCAUCACACAGUUUAAUGACUUUAUUUUGCGUACUUAGAACUUAACCUGAUUUUUUAUUGGAGUGAACAAAAUUCACAAGCCAUUAAAUAGAAGCGAAGAAAAAUGUUCAAAAUAAAUGUUAUUAUAUUAUAUAUAAAAACAAAAAAGAAAAGAAAAUGAAAUUUGUUAUGCAUGCAAUGCAAAAUGUUUGAUUCGAUUUGCUUGAUAUUUGUACUCAUUACGUACCCAAAAAUACAUUAUAACUAACUACAACUACUUAAAGUCAUAAAUAAAAGCAUAUGCAUAUAUGUAUCAAUACUAA